AUCAUCUUGCCUUACACGAAGUAUCUUUCGUCUGAUCCCGGUCCGCAUGCGAGUCAAGACUCUGUGGACCAUGUUGGAGUGAAUUGAAAUGCUGAGAGGCUCUCACGCUUCUGGAAUCACUCACCAUGGGGAUGCAAGGCCCGCUCGUGGCUCAGGCCCUUGGCCGUUCGCCAUAUGACGAUGUAGUUCAGGGAGAGGGCGAGGAAGAUCCACGGAUGCCAAGGCAGCAGUAUGACCAUGGCGGACGUCCAAUCAACCCUGAUACCGUGAGGAUCAACAGGGAUAUCAUCAGGUCGCACAAUCAGGUCAUGUUCAUCAUCGGUAUUGCUGAACCCGAAAAUCCCGGCCCCGAAAUUGACUCGCAAAGGCGACAUGGGGCCUAUGAGGAGUCGGUUGGGUUGAAGCUGGCGUCAUCAGCUAAGCGUUGUGUGGAGGCCGUUGGGAUCUUUGGUGUCAAUGGCCUGAGAGACCGAAUUCUGAUCUAUAAGCGGUACUCCAAGAUCCCGUUCUGGGAUCUCUAUCAACAGGCACGACGGGACUUUUCUGUAUCCAGAGACAUCCUUCCGGGUGCCCCCGCAAACCUGCUGUCGAAUUACAUCGAGUUCUCGGUUGCCCGACUAUGGCUUGGCGAACAAGAAAAAUUGACUGCUAGGCGUUGUAAAUGGCUCCCCAGCCCGUCCUGGUUUAUCCCCUUUUCUGAAGAGUCGCCGAUUGUCGCUCCGCCGCCGCUCGAGAGUCUUGGCCUAUCAUCCAUCCUGCAAUGGGUGGGUGGUCUUCUCAUAUCCAAUGCCCCAUUCAUCGUCUUCGUCGUGACUCAGCGAAUGGUUCCAUCGCCGGUUGCGCCUGUGGAUAGCCAGCUGCCAAGCGAUGCGAGUGGCGUGGAGGUUGCUCGUCGGCCGAGCAUAUUCUCGGCCAGAGGCGAUGACUUUGACAGCGAUGAAGAGGACAAUGAUGUAAUAAGGGCUACUCUUAUCAGCUUUGACGUGGAAGCGACCGAGUCGACGGAUGCCCCUCAGGGGCUCUGGAGUGCAGAGCUACGGCCAAGUGUUGCUAAUACGGACUCAAGAGGGUCUACAGCUUUCCAGCCCACAUACCUGGAUACGCUUCUCACCCAGAUUCCCGCGCUGCUGGCGUCUCAUAUGCUUGCCAACUCCAUGACACGCUUAUUGAUGACGCCAUAUGAUGCGACCGCUCUACGUCUGGUGGCACGGGCUUUCUGCGUGAGGAAAGGCCUGCCCUUGGACGACAUAUUAGAAACAAAUCUUCUCAGUGGUUUCACGUGGACAACGGCAAUGAACUAUCUGGGGACCGAGUUCUUCCACCUUCUCCUGACUACGGAGGUCUGGGCAGUGUUCACAGGUCUUUCUCAGUGGUAUCACUUCACUGAAGAAGAAUGGGCGGCUGAAGAAGCAAAGAACUAG
This is a messenger RNA of Trichoderma reesei QM6a, 1421 nucleotides long. RefSeq lists its product as uncharacterized. The record is from RefSeq and is a predicted model, not a curated record. NCBI's taxonomy places the organism in Eukaryota, Fungi, Ascomycota, Sordariomycetes, Hypocreales, Hypocreaceae. The transcript has 5 exons. The coding region runs from base 126 to 1421 and encodes 431 amino acids.